AUGAGUCGAUAUGUACCUCCAGCGGCGUCAAAUUUCCAUAAUCAAGAAGUUUAUUUGGAGAGGUUGGCUAAGGAAGUAGACGGAGUCUCUAAAAUGGCGACUUAUAAAUUGCUACAUCCAGCAAACUUUCUACGAACUGACAUUCGAGAAGCAAAAGUCGCAAAUGGAAUACAUUUGCCAGUUGUUCCUGGAAAGAGGUUACUGCAUGUGUUAGAUAUGACAACUGAAAGACGGGCGUAUAUGCUGUCACGUUUUCGUGCAAAUAUGCAUUCAUUCUGUGAAAACCGAGCUGGAAUCAGCAAUGUUCGUCACACCGAUCCGCCAGUGAUGGUUUCAGGUCAGUAUUACUCUGUUCACCAGAAUGACAGUCAUCCAGGGGAAUAUUCAUGA
This is a messenger RNA of Haemonchus placei, 390 nucleotides long. Lineage: Eukaryota; Metazoa; Nematoda; Chromadorea; Rhabditida; Trichostrongylidae. The record is from the annotation of a GenBank genome assembly.